AUGGGGCAUUCAGUUAUUCCAUGGAAAUUCCUUGAGGGUUUGGGGGAAAGUUCAGGAAUAAAGAAUGCGAUUAAGAAAGCCGUGAAUCUUGAGAAACAGACGAAGUCGUUAGUUGAAGCAGUUAACAAUGUCUGCAACAUUUUGCUAAGCCAACUUCUGAAACUGUGCGUCAAAGGUGAUAUGUUGGCUAUCGUCAUUCCGGAAGAGGAGUAUCAUUUGGGUUUAGAAGCUUGUAAACAUAAUCUUCAUGGGAGGAUUUUUUGGCCAAAAUGUGUGACUUCAUUAAUGGUUCAGAGUUUAAAAUCCAAGCUUCUGUCUCUUUGGAAUUCAAUUGGGAAAAUGGGGGAUCACUUCUCUCGGUAA
Messenger RNA from Lathyrus sativus (Indian pea), 363 nucleotides. Lineage: Eukaryota; Viridiplantae; Streptophyta; Magnoliopsida; Fabales; Fabaceae. The record is from the annotation of a GenBank genome assembly.